Aethina tumida (small hive beetle) is the source of this 14665-nucleotide messenger RNA. Its product is annotated as microtubule-associated protein futsch. Gene Ontology annotation, molecular function: protein binding. Lineage: Eukaryota; Metazoa; Arthropoda; Insecta; Coleoptera; Nitidulidae. Gene Ontology annotation, biological process: actin cytoskeleton organization. Bases 231 to 14111 code for a protein of 4626 amino acids. The transcript is spliced from 17 exons. The record is from RefSeq and is a predicted model, not a curated record. Gene Ontology annotation, cellular component: filamentous actin; microtubule organizing center.
GCAAAUUGGCUACACCUCGAACACACUAAACACCAGCAAGACCGAAACGCGAUCUCUUCAUAUUUUUUCCUCUCAUCAUCACUUCCAUUUGUACCAGUUACAAGUGUACGGUAUUUUUUUAAAAGCAACUUUGGUAUUUUUCAAAAAGAAAUUUAGUGUUUUGAAUUUUUUUGGUGUGUUGUUAGUGUGAUUUUGGUUGCUGCAUAGGACUAGGUUUAAUUUAAGUGGCCAUGUCGGCCCAUACAUCCAACGACGUAACGUUGAUUCAAGAUGAAGAUGUUCUACGGAAAAUGUGGCAAGACACUGAGGAUUUCGGUCGUAAAAAGGAGAUUCGCACGCAUAUGUAUAAAUUAAGGGAAGCCCGUUUGAGAGACUUCUACAACACAGGAGAAGUGGGCAACGAAAUCCAACGAACGACCAACGAAACUCGCAAAUCAACUCACGCUGACUCCCUGGCCGAUCACAGCUUCCUCAGUCUCAAAUCCAAGGAAAUACGUGACUCAGAAUCGCCGACUAGAGACAUGAAUUACAAAAUUUCAGAGAGACACAAUGACAAUGGUUGGAAUGUUGUUAGCUCCAAUGAGGUAAGUCAAGAUGGUAAAACAUACACGACGAAAAGAUCAGCCACAACUUCGGGUAGUCAGAAGAUUGAUGGUGGUAAAUUGGAUUACGCAGCCAGGAGUGAUCAAAAAGCUUCAGUUUACCGCGACGGUGACGAUAAAAAUUUUACCAAAACAGCUGGAAUUAAGUCUCACUCAGUCAUUCAACAAGAAGCUGUUGGUGGUGAUGAAAACAGUAAUUUUAGAUCAAGCUCCACAAAAACAUCUUCCUCAUCCAGAGUAGUAACUGAGAGCAAAUUUAGUUCUGAAGAUGUAGUGCCCGCUAUAACAUCAACCAAUCAAAAUGACAAUGUUAUAAGAUAUGACAAUGUACCGGCUGAAUUAAAAAACCAUCCAAGUUAUGUAGAAGGUAAGACAAAAGUCUAUAGAGAAACUACAACUCUAUCUGACGGUUCUAAAGUGAUUACAACAAGAUACGAACCCAUUGAGACAACAUCACGUCAUUCCGUUAAUCAACAGUCAAGAAAUAUUAAACAAACCGUUUCAGAUACGGUUCCACACCGUACUGAACCAGUAACUUAUGUUGAUGACAACACAAAGGUUUAUAAGGAUACUAAAACCUUGCCAGAUGGUUCCACAAUCACCACUACAAGGUACGAAACCACUGGAGGUAGUUCGACAUCCAAAACUGAAAAAUAUUCAACAACAAGCACUCAACAACAUUCCGCUACAAGUGUUAACAAUCAACGUGUGGAAGAUCAGACACAUACUGAUAUUAGGCAAACUUCCCAGUUAAUCCAGGAAAAUCCAAACCGAAAUGAACCUGUUACUUAUGUUGAUGGUACCACAAAAGUUUAUAAAGAUACUAAAACUUUGCCUGAUGGUUCAACUGUUACUACCACUCGCUAUGAAACUACUGAAGGUACUUCCAAAAAUGAACGUCACACCACAAGUAGCAAUCAAAGAGUGGACGAUCAAAGAUCUAUUAAUAUAAGAAAAACUGCAAAACAAAUUCAUGAUAGUCCAAACAGAAAUGAACCUGUUACUUAUGUUGAUGAUAAUACAAGAGUUUACAAGGAAACCAAAACUUUGCCUGAUGGUUCAACUGUUACAACAACUCGCUAUGAAACAAUUGAGGAUACCAGAAAUGAACGCUACCACAAUCAAAGAGUGGACGAUCAAAAAACAACAAAUAUAAGAAAAACUGCUAAACAAAUUCAUGAUAGUCCAAAGAGAAAUGUGGAUGGUAAUACCAGAGUUUACAAAGAAACUAAAACUUUACCUGAUGGAUCUACUGUUACCACCACUAAAUAUGAAACUAUUGAAGGAACAUCGAGAAAUGAACGUUAUACAACUAACAACAAACAACAAUAUGUGCACAACACUAAUGUUACCAAUAAAACAAACAUCGUUAACACUAAAAAUAACCAAGAAAUUGAAUUUGUUGUUGACGAUGUUCAAAACAAGCCAGAAAUAACAGUAGAAAUCACAAAAGACAAUAAAACCACUAUAAAGACAACAAAAGAUGUAGUUGACAGAUCUAAACCAACGAAUGAAACAUACACUACCAUCAAGACAACAACAAUCCGUAAUGAGCCCCAAACAAGAACUAAUGUCAAUAAUCAAAAAGUAACUGAUCAUUUUAUAAAUGUUGAACAACAACAUGAAAAAGAAACUAGAUACGUUCAAGAAAAGCCUCUUCCAAGACAAGAACAACCGACACCACAACAAAAACAACCAGAAACCUACGAAAUAUCUUCUCCAAAUCGUGAACAACCCAAAAAGCAACCUGAAUCUUAUGAACAACCAGAAAGGAGACAACCAAUUAAACCUGGAAAGUCUGAAUUGGAUCGUAAACCAGAACCAACUACAGGUCAAUACGACACUACUUACAGAAGUGAGUUCACUCCAAAAAGAAUUAGCGUAGAUGUGAGUCCAACUCACGAAGCCUUCGCCAGAUCCUUAAGAGCCGUAAGUCCGGACAGAGUUAGUCAUAGAGGCAGCGUUAAGAGUCUAAGAACAAGCACUAGUUCACUAAGAAGCAGCAUCAGUCCUGAAAAACAAAGACAUCCUGCAAGAUAUUCUCCAGAUAGAAAACCACACGACAGAAGCACGUCUCCACGGAAAUCUACUGAUAGAUUCCCAAGUUCUGAAACCAUAACUUACAGAACAACUCCAGAGAAAAGACAUCCAAAAUCACCAGAAAGAACAACAACAACUUAUAGUUCUGAUACAAUUACAAGACGUAACAAAACAACAAAACAAGAAAUAGACAGCAGCACCUUAACCAGACGCAAGCUCAAACCGAAGUCCAGAAGUCCAUCACCAUCCACGACAGCAAGUGACAUAGAAUAUAUCAGAAAUAAAGAUGAAGAAGUUACUGAUUUAGAUGAUGAAACUAUAAUUAACAGAACCGUGACUACUAAGAACAUCAGGAACAAAAUUGAUACUACUUCGAAAGAAAAACGUCCAUCUAGUCUUGAAAUUACCACGAAGAAAACCAGGAAGAUUACUGAUCGUUCUCCAACAUCUCCUUUAACUGAUUUUAGCUCGCCAAAGUCACCAGUUAAAGAUGCACCAAGAAGAAGUAGUCUCAAAUCUCCUGUAAAAGAACCAACAUCCAAUAACAAAGACUUGCCAAAAGAUAAACCACUGAAAAGAACAAAUACUUAUGAAGAGAGGUGCAGGCAGAUUUUAGGAAUAACUGAAACCACAACUGAAAGAAGACGUAGCAGUUUAGAACGUCUUGGUAUUAAGAGAGACUCGUUGACAAAAACCACAAAACCAGAAAAACCAAAAUCUCCUAUCAAAAAGUCUCCAACUAAGGAACUCCCAGAACGUUCAUCCCCUGAAAGGAAACUUACUAAAGCAUCUCCUGUUUCUGAGUUCCCAUCUCAGAUUAGAAAAUCUCCACAGAAAGAACCAUUGGAUAGUUAUCCUGAGAAAAGAAGACCAUCGAAGACAGGUCCUGCUACUUCUGAGUUUCCAAGCCAAAUCAAAAAGUCGCAUGAAAGAGAACCAAUGGAAUUUCCUUCACAAGUCAGAAGAUCUCCAGAAAAAGAACCGUUGGAACCUUACCCAGAGAAAAGGAGGCCUAACAAAACGUCACCGACAAUAAAUGAAUUCCCAUCUCAAAUUAGAAGAUCGCCUGAAAAGCAACCAUUAGAACCUUAUCCAGAAAAAUGUAAACCAGAAAAUAAAAGACCUUCUAUUAAUGAAUUCCCAUCUCAAUUAAGAAAAUCUCCGGAGAAAGUACCACUGGAAUCUUACCCAGAAAAGAGGAGACCAAGCAAAACGUCUCCUUCUGUCGAUGAAUUCCCAUCUCAAGUCAGAAGGUCACCUGGAAAGGAACCCUUAGAGCCUUAUCCAGAAACUCGCAUACCAGAAAAAACAAGUCCUUCAGUUUCUGAAUUCCCAGCUCAAGUUAGAAGAUCACCAGAGAGGGAACCACUUCAGCCCUAUCCAGAAAAACAAAAGCCGUCAAAAACAGGUCCAAGUAUUUCUGAAUUCCCAUCUCAAGUUCGCAGGUCUCCCGAAAAAGAAACAUUGGAGCCUUACCCUGAACAACGUAGACCAGAAAAAACAAGUUCUGCAGUUUCAGAAUUCCCAUCACAAGUUAGAAGAUCGCCUGAGGGGGAACCAAUUGGACAUUAUCCAGAAAAACAAAAGCCAUCGAAAAUAGGUCCAUCUAUUGCUGAAUUCCCAUCCCAAGUUCGUAGAUCUCCCGAAAAAGAACCAUUGGAGCCUUAUCCAGAAAAAUGUAGACCCGAAAAAACGAGUCCUUCAGUUUCUGAAUUCCCAUCUCAAGUUAGGAGAUCGCCUAAGAGAGAACCAACUGAACCUUAUCCAGAAAAGCAAAAGCCAUCGAAAACAGGUCCAUCUGUCUCUGAAUUCCCGUCCCAAAUUCGCAGGUCUCCCGAAAGAGAACCAUUGGAGCCUUAUCCUGAAAAACGUAGACCAGAAAAAACAAGUUCUUCAGUUUCGGAAUUCCCAUCACAAGUUAGAAGAUCGCCUGAGAGGGAACCAAUUGGACAUUAUCCAGAAAAACAAAAGCCGUCGAAAACAGGUCCUUCUGUUUCUGAAUUCCCUUCCCAAGUUAGGAGGUCGCCUGAGAGAGAACCAACUGAACCUUAUCCAGAAAAGCAAAAACCAUCGAAAACAGGUCCAUCUAUUUCUGAAUUUCCAUCCCAAGUUCGUAGGUCUCCCGAAAAAGAACUAUUGGAGCCUUAUCCAGAAAAAUGUAGACCCGAAAAAACGAGUUCUUCAGUUUCUGAAUUCCCAUCUCAAGUUAGGAGGUCGCCUGAGAGAGAACCAAUUGAACCUUAUCCAGAAAAACAAAAGCCAUCGAAAACAGGACCAUCUGUCUCUGAAUUCCCAUCCCAAAUUCGCAGGUCUCCCGAAAGAGAACCAUUGGAGCCUUAUCCUGAAAAACGUAGACCUGAAAAAACGAGUUCUACAGUAUCUGAAUUCCCAUCUCAAGUUAGAAAGUCGCCAGAGAGAGAACCAAUUGAACCAUAUCCAGGAAAACAAAAGCCUACAAAAACAGGUCCUUCUGUAUCCGAAUUCCCAUCUCAAAUUCGAAGAUCUCCAGAGAAACAACCGCUGGAACCUUAUUCAGAAAAACGUAAACCACAAGUCGAAUAUUACACAGAGAAGAAACCUACCACAAAACAACCACCUCACAAACCUAUUAAGAAACCUUCCAAAAAGAGGCCUGGCGAUGAAACUUCAUCAUCUGAAGAGGAAGAAGAAAUUGAAAUCAAUGAGGUCGAAGAAAUUAAUACCACAAAGAAAUACACAACCGUCGAUGCUCAACCAGUUGAUGAACCACUAGCAACUGAAAGGUUUAUUGAUCAAUUAUGUAAAGAUGAGGAGUUAACAAGAACCAAUGUCCGAAAUACUAAUGUGACAAAGAAAAAUGUUCAAAGAUUGAUUGAAGAAGAAAUUAUCACUGAUGACAUCAACAAGACCAAUAAAACGGUAAAGAAAGAUCAACCUAAGAAACCUAUCACUGAUAAAUUCAUAACAAAUGAGAAAGAUCACACUGAAAUUACUACAAGAAAAACUCAAAUAACUAAAACAAUGGAUAAAAAGUCUCCUACUACUAGACCAGGUGAAACUACUACCUCUGUUACAAGAACAACUAUAAGAAAAGACAUACCACAAUCUCCCAAGAAAAAACCUUUCAAGCCUGGCACCAGUGAAUACACUGAUGAGUAUGGAAAACCUAAAUCUGUGGAUUCUAGAAGAAUUCCACAAAAAUCUGUAGAAAAAAUUACUUUAUGGAACGUUGAAAAUUUAAGCGAAGCAGAAGAAGAUACUUCUGUUCAUGUCAGAACUCACAGAAUUGAUGAAACAGUUAACAAGAAGACUACAAGACUCACCAACGGUGAUGUCACCAAACCUGGCAAGAGACCAAUUAGUAGCACUCCGACACAGUCCAAGAAAAUCGAAAAAAGUCCAACCACAAGCACAAAACGUUUCGUUACAGUUAAGAAAACAACAAUUACAGAUACGAGGACAAAGCCUAAACCAAAACCAACUGAUUCUAGUCCAUCUGGUACAUCUCCUAGAAAGGUUGUAUCCACUACCAUCUCUGUAACUCCCGUUGGUAAAAAACCACAACCAUCAAAAACAGUUACAACAAAAACCACCACUGUUUCAAAAAUUUCCAAGUUGGCGCAGCCGAAAGCAAAACCAGUAACUAAGAAACCCGUUAAACUUCAAAACGGCGAUGUUUCAACUGAUGAUGAAUCGGAUGUUGAGUCUGUAGUAGAAGUUAUAGAUGUCGAUGAACUCUCUUCGACUAAGAAAACCAACAAAGUACAUAGAACUACGAGUGAUCAAGUUAUAAAAACUCAACAAAAACCCAAGAGUCCAGUCCGUGGAUUUUCCAAGCCCGAACUGUUGCCCAAGAAACCUGACAGGAAAACCGAAAAGAAAUGUAUCACUACCAAAUCUAUUAUAAUUAAUAAUAAAGACACUGAAGAAAGAGAAGUUAUUAUUGAUUUGUUAAGAUCGAAAUCUUCAAGAGAACCAACUCCAGAUCGUCUGUGUCCGUUGCCUGUAUCGUCAGACGAAGAAACAGGUAUUCCACGCUAUCCGGACGAAGUCAGUGAGCCUGAUGAUACUAGUUUGAAGAAGAAGCCUAAAAAGUUAUCUGACAUUCCUAUUUUAGAGUCAGACGACGACAUUCAAUAUACCAGGAUCACUGACAUAACGGACAACAAACAAAUUACCGAAGUUGACAGAGUAGAGGAAACGGAUGACAGUUUGUUGACAGUCGAAAAGAAAAUUAAUAAAUUCUUGACCACAGCCGAAGAGUUAACCAAAAAGCCAUUAAAACCGAAAUCACCUGCUCCAAAAGUAGGUCGGCCAACUUUGGUUGUAGACGAUGAUAUGAAAUCCGACGAGUGUUUGUUGAGUGUUUCGGACAAAGUUAGCAAAUUUGUAACAACAGCUGAACAAUUGAUCACUCCUCAGCAACCUACAGAAAGACCCAAAAGUCCAAUUUGCAGAAAUUAUACAGAAACUGACGAUUUCACUAACGUAAAAGUGUCAAAGAAAGUCAGUCAGUUUACUACCUCAGAAGACAGACCCAAGAAACCUCAAGGACCAGCUCCGAAGGUAAGCAGGCCUGAAUUCACCGACAUAGAUGAAAAUGUGAAGGAAGAUGUAUGUCUGUUAAGUGUUACUGACAAGGUUAACAAAUUUAUUAAAACCGCUGACACUUUAAUUAGUAGUGACGUUAGGAAAACGCCAAAGCCGCAACAAAAACCCGAAGAAAAGGUUUAUACAAGAGCUUCUCCUUCGAGAAAAUCUCCAGGAAGACUAACUGGAACAGAUUGUGUUACAAUCGAAACAGAAGAGCAAACAUACACAAGAAGGUCUUCCAAGUCACCAGAAAAGACCACACCAAUUCGUAGAACAAGCUCUCCCAAUGAAAGAAUUCCAAAAAAACCAUCCACAGUUAAGAGUUCAAGACCGACAACUGCCACUGAAUGUGUCACGAUUGAAACUGAGGAACAAACUUACACGAGAAGACCAUCUAAGUCACCAGAAAAGGUUUCACCAACACGAAGAACAAGCUCACCUGAUGAUAGGUCUCCAAAAAGAACUACUAGAACAGAAAUUCAUGAAACUAGAAGAACUAGUGGUCCCAAACAACCAGAAACUCCAAAAACUAGCCGCAAACCUGAGGAUGAGCCAAAAACUCCAUUAAGUAGCAGGCUAAGAGGUACCGAAAGCGUAAAGAAGACGAAGGCUUUAUUUGAGAAUAUCACAAAGGAACAGGAAGUUUUAAAACAAAGGGAUAUUUUGAACAGGCCUUCUGUAUUUGAAAGUAGGAAAGUGAAAACACCUCAGACAGAUAAAGUUCCAAAGGAACCAAAAUUGAAGAAAAGGCUCAGUUUUUCUGACGAAGAUGAUGUGACAACUGUUCGUAAAGAAUCCCUCACAACCCAUCAGGACAACUUGAAAUCUACCAAACUGGUAAUCGAUAGGAUGUUCACAAAGGCUAGGUCGCCUGAAAAAGUUCCGGAAAUUAUUUACACUCGCAGCGACAGAGAAUCAACACCAGACGGAGACAUUCCUGGUUACAUGAGACCUUUGGACAGAAGUUUAAGACCCAAUAGUCCUCAUAGGGAUAAUUUAAGUAGGAAACCAGAACAUGACGAAGCUAAACCGAAUAAAUUUGGAGUGACUUUAAAGAGAACUGACUCUGGAAAAACAACAACGACUACUACAUCCACUACAGAAAGGAGGAAGAGCAGUAUCACUUUGGAGAAACGUGUAACUGAAGAGGAGGUUGAAGAGAUAUUUGAACUGGAUGUUUUGGAAGAAUUGUUGGAAAAAGUUAUGGGUUAUGAUUUGAGACGCAAAAUCCGUGCGCAGAUUAGAUUGGUAAAGAAACUGAUCGAAGAAAACAGGUUGUCGAUUUAUGUGGAGAGUUUAAGAAGAUCGUCACCAAAACGUGAGUCCAGCCCAAAGUUCAAGCCAUACAAACCAGAAGAAAGAAAAGAUACUGAAUAUCAAACUGAAUAUGUGAGAAAAUCUAGUCCGGAACGUAAACCUGUAGAUAAUAAGUUGUACAGACACACUGAUUUGGUGGACAGAAGAGACAGUACUGUUAAAACAAGCGAGUACCAAACUUCUUAUACUUAUAAUGAAAGAAGGUCAUCAUCUGAAUACACAUCUUCUACUAGAAGAAGUCCCAGUCCCGUGAAAGUGUGCAGCAGAGAAAGAAGCCCUACCACCAAAUUAUCUCCAAGAGACAAAAAACCUGAAUCUAAAACAUUUACCCAGUUAAAGAAAACUGUACCAAUUACAAAAACAGUUUCGGAUGACAAACCUGAAUGGGUAAGGCAAAGGAACUUAAGGAAAGUUACUGAGACAACAUCCACACCAGUUAAGAAAGUUACAACGACGACCACUACUACAACAAGAACCGGAUCCUCGAGAAAGAGUCCUGUAAAGGAUGUUAAACCUACAGACAUUAUCACAUCGAGUUAUGGCGUUGGACCUACAGAUGAGAACGGCGCUCCCUUGUUUGGACUGAAGGCUUUAAGAGCCCAGAAUAAAACUGAAAAAACUAAAGUACAAGGAACGGUGAUAACGAGCGAGUACUAUUCGGAAAAUGGAAACGAACCGGUGGGCCAGGUGAGCGUGACAAAAUACUCGACCGAUCCGACGGACCUUGGCUCCAACGAAGACCUAAGAAAUAACCACAACGGAUUAACCAGUAUAACUACCACACAGAAGUUCGGCUAUAAAGAUACACCUAGUCUCAAGAGUCUUACCGACAAGAAGAAAGCUAUAACCGCUACUGAUGAUGAAACCGUAACAACAACUACUAAAACGACGUCGAAAGUGAUGAGAAGAGGGUCGGUGAAAGCUUUGUCACAAAAAUUCAUCGAUAACGCAACUGAGACCUUGAAGAGUGAGCGGCAAACAUCCUACCCAAAGGCAGGACUGAUUUUGCGUACGUCCAGCUUCAAGGACACCAGUGGCACUGACGACAGCCGAGAUGCAUCUCCAGUUGAAGAAAAAUCGAUGACGACAGUAAAAACCACCCACCAGUCUUCCCGAACAAUUGAAGGCGGCGACUCUUUCCUAACCAAUCGAUCUAAAGUGACUGGUGCUCAGGACGUGAUAAGAAGGAUGAAGGCGGAAGACUAUGAAGAAGACGAUACCGAAGAGGAUGUGAAGGCCAGAAGUUUACUAAACAAGUUUAUAGGUUCACAGGUAAUUUUGUCCGGCGUUGAACAAAUGGCAACUUCCAAAACCACAACCACCACAUCUUCCUCUCCAACUUCCACGGUCAGGAGAUCCACCAAAGUUACAUCUACCAUAACGGAAGGAGGAAAACCAAGAACUGUAACAAGAGUAUUUCAACGUCCAGUAACUGAAGAAGAAUUAGAAACUGUCUGGGACGAGCAAACUCUUCGUUUAUUACUCGAACAAAGCACUGACUACGAAGAACGUCGCGUAUUGAGAGCCAGACUGCGCCAAGUCAUGGCGGAACAAGAAGCAUGCGCAGAGUUGGUGGAGAGAGCGAGUCAGGAACAGACCGCGGGCGGUCAAUUAGAGGGUGAGUCUCAACUUCUACCGCUUCUUCAGGGUCUGUUGCAGGCGCCCGAAACGGACCAGACGCCCGACUCGGGCACCGAGAGUGGCGAGGACCAGAGAUCCGGCCUGAUAGCCGAAGUACAGGGCGCCCUCGAAAAACUGGCCACAUCGCUGAGAAGCGAUGCUACUGAUGUCACACCCGAACGACGAAGUUCGCUCCUGCAGCUCGUCACUAAGCUGCAGGCUGGUUUGGCCAGUUCGGGGCCACCUCCUGAGAGGAGGAACUCCUCGGGAAGGUUUAGCAGGAGGAGGCAGAGACAUAAUAGGCAUACGGUGGGCGUGAGCAGCGAAGAACUGGCCGAUGCUCGCAGAUUGAUUGAAGAGAUUUCUCUGCCGAGCGUUAACAGUUCGGAUUCGGUUCAAAGGUUGCAAAAACAAAAGUCGGAAAGUACUAUAUCGGAGGGCGUGCCUCACAGCAGCAGCAACUCCUCAUUUAAAUCUUAUUUGAAAUCGGCAGUUAAAAACGCCACUGCCAAACCGUUCAGCAGUUCGAACAGUGGCAAUUCCUCAGCUGUUCAGACCCCGACAACCGAUCAUUCGGAGUCUUUGGAUCUUCUGUUUCACGAAGACGACAAAAGACCCGCUUUCAGGAAACUGAACUCCCUGGAUGAGACCAGGUCGAGGCAGCAACGCUUUUCGCAAUCGUUUGACGCCACCGCUGUUCAGCAGGCGGCUACGAACAAAAUAUUAACCGAUCGAAAAUCUAUUUCAGAAAGCACACAGGACUCUGAGGACGAGAGCAGUACGGUUAAAGCCCCUCAAAACAAUCGCGUUCAACCCGAUUUUCAACCUAAUCCUAUAUAUAAUCCGCAAAAGCUCUCGCACGAGGAAAAAAGCAAUAGGUUCAAUACUAAAAAGCUCAGGAUGAAACGGGCCAACACCAUUGAUAUUCCCAAACCAUUACAGUUUUAUGAAGACGACGACGACGACAGUGAUUCUUACGCGGAAGAUGAGAAUCACAGGCACAGCUCAUAUUACGCCCUCAGGGGGCCGAUAACUGUUCAUGAUACCAAAAUCAAAUCGAAAGUACCUACAUUUGAACCAAAAACUGAAAGCGAUAAAAAAUUCCUAGCUUUCAUCAACAAACAAAAUGAAGCCAAUCCUCAAAAAACUUCAUUAUGGUCUCAAAAAACUCCAGUUUGGGGUAAUAAAUUUGGCAACAUCAAAAACAACUUUGAACCUAAACAAAACUCUGCCAUGAAAUUCUGGAAGGCGGCAGACGAUUCAACAGUCACUAACUCGUUUCAAACAUCUAAUUUCGGACCCAAAAUCAGUCGUAGGAGCGCAAAAAAUUUGCAACAAAUGUUCGAAGAAAGACAGAAACAAAAUUCGCACCAAAAACCGAACAUUUGGAGUCCUAGUCAAGACCAAAAUAUCGUUAAGGGAUCUUUAAAAGUCAACACCAAGAAUUUAGAACAGGAGAAACAGAAUUAUAAAGCGAUUCCUCAACCUAUUCCGGUUAAUAAGUUUUCGCAUGCACCGCAAUCAGCAUUCAAACCUUUACCGAAGAAGGACAAUUUGAAACCAGAUUCUCUGGAGAUAAUUAAAACUGAAUUAAAGGAACAGAAUGGUCACGAUGCUGUUUAUUUGUACAGUCCUAAGCCAUUGACGACACCUCAGACCGAUUCCAGUGGUUCAUCACCAAUUGGUGCGAAACCUUGGACUGCAACGACUGGAGAACACAGAGUUCUGAAUUUAGCCGCUUCAAAAUUCGAGAAUCAAACAAAACAAGAGCAACCUAACCUUGUCAAGCCGAGAAAACUCAGCAAGGAUUUCCAAAAGGUCUUUAGUCCCCAGCAACCACAGCCAGAAAAACUUCCCACUUAUAAUACAUACACUAACGGAGGAAGUGUUAGGAAGUUGAGCGGACAAUACGAUAGUUUAAGCAUGGUAAAACCGCCUGAUUAUUCCACUCAUACUACAGUGAAGUAUAUACAUCCACAGCCUCAAACUGUGAAUUAUCAAACUCCUCAGCAACAGAGUUACGUUUCAAACAGUUAUAGUCAGCAAUAUCCUAACUAUUCUUAUCAGUAUCCACAGCCUCAGCAGUAUCAACCUUCUUCUCAACAAUAUAACCCUCCUCCACAACAAUAUCAGCCUUCUUCGCAACAAUAUCAACCACCUCCACAUCAAUAUCAGCCACCACAGCAAUAUCAGUCGUCUGCAUCGCAGCAAUAUCAACCUCCUCCACAACAAUAUCAACCUCAAUAUCAACCUUUACAACAAUAUCAACCUCAGCCACAACAAUAUCAGCCUCCUCAACCUCAGUACCAACCAAAUUAUCAGUCUCCGCCUCAGACAUAUCAACCACCUCAAACUCAAAACUAUCAGGCUACUCACAGUCCCGUGCAGUAUUAUCAGCACGUACCGGGCAAAGAAAGUGAACAGACCCAAACCUAUACUUCCAAUUAUCAAUUUAAACCAGCUACAGCUCCUCAGAAAGUUAAAGAAGAACCAAAGAAAAUGACAAAAGAACCGCCAAAACCAGCUGUUUGUCCUCCAGCCUUGGAUAGGCAGAUCAGCAACGAAAGUGUGCACGAGUACACGGCGGUGAGUAGUAAGUUGAUGACGGGUCCGGUGCAACAGGCAGCAGUCACUGUAACACAGAAAGGGCCGAUGACCAGAGAUGGUCAUGAUAUGGCCGCGGCUCUGGGCCUGAAGAAUACUUUGCAAAAGAAAUCCGAAGCCAAAUCGCCAUCGAAUAGUUUUAAAUACAAUUCCACUAGUCCGAGCGUCACUAGCAGUGGUAGUUUUAAGUAUAAAAGUCCCACAAACAUUUCACCUCAACAUUUAACAUCGCCUAGUAAUAGUUUUAAGGAGGUUGAAGUUAAAAAGGAAAAUAAGAGUUGCGGAAUAGUUAAACCGAUGCAACAGAAACCUCAAAACGUGGUUUCUACCGAGGUUAACUCCGAGGGUGAGAGCGUGGUGACUGGUCAGUUCCAGAUUCCCGUGUUGAACGUGCCGAAACCAACACACGCUCAAGUUCUGAGCAAGUCUGAUUCUUGGAAUCAGAUUUGCAUGCAAUCUCAAGGUUCUCACGACAAACCGUCACCUAGAGCGUCUCCAAAGUCGGCGACUGUGGUUAGAUCAAAGUCGAGUCAUAGUUUGGCAGUGCCGAAGAUGUUCGAGGCUGGCAUGACAAAAGACGAGAUGAUGAACAAGAGAAAGACGAUGGAGGCGUACUUAAGUGGAGGCACUAAAAGUCCUCAGCCUCAGUCGCAGGUAACAGAGACGCCGAAGACGGUGAAGAGGUCGAUUAAUAGGAUCAAGACGUCGGAGAAGACGUCCACGUUUAGACAAUCGUCCGGAUUAUCGAGGAGUAGGACUUUGCCGGACAUCGCUUGCCCCGAUAUGUUGGACGAAAAAAAAGUUGAUACGACCAAGAUCUUUUCUACUGGGCCUGUGACCACUACUCAAGUUACAACAAAAGUUACAACACAACAAAUGUCAAAAAAACCAAUUUCACCAUUUGCCAAAUUUCGUCAGCUUGACAAACAAAACAGCCUCCCUAGCUCCCCAAGUACCCCUAAGACCCCGUCAGGCAGCGGGCCCCUAUUUAAAUUUACCGAUCCGGCCCUGAGCCAAAGCGCUAACACCAUCAAAGAUAGACUAUUGCACUGGUGCAGGCAGAAGACCAAGGAGUACGAGAACGUCCAAUUAGACAACUUCUCGAGCAGCUGGGCGGACGGACUCGCAUUUUGCGCCUUGAUCCAUCAUUUCCUGCCGGACGCUUUCGACUACAGUCAACUGACGCCGAAGAAUCGACGUCACAAUUUCACGCUCGCCUUCCGAGUCGCCGAUGAGAAGGCUGAUAUCGCUCCCCUAUUGGAUGUGGACGAUAUGGUGGCCUGUCGGAAGCCCGAUUGGAAGUGCGUCUUCACCUACGUGCAGUCGAUCUACAGACGUUUCAAGGACGAGGACUAAAUCACCAACAAACUACAAAGUUACCUAUCUAUUUCUUUUAGUGAUUUAUUGGCCAGACUUUGACAUGUAAAUGUUCCUCUGUAUCGUUAUUUAAAUGUCUGUAAUUUUGUGAUCUAAUGGCAUUUUUUCUACUCUCGGGAUGUAUCCUGUUUGUUUUCGUUCGUGCAAAAGUGAUAUUUGAUUUCUGCCCAGCUGUUUUCUUUUUUAUAUUUUCUAUCGCGUUUUUUAUGCAAUUUUAACUUAUCGCUUAAUUUAUUACUUACAAUUAGUUUUUUUAAGUGGGUUGUUGCUUUUGCCAUGAGGUAGCUAACAAUUGAAAUGUUUUGGUCGAUAUUUAUUAUUAUUUAAAAGUAUAUAAUUCAGUCUUUUAUUAUUAUGAUUAUUAUUAUUUGAAUUAACAGCGUAUUGCCUGCAUGUGUAAAAGACAAUAAUCUCCAAUUGUUAUCAUACUAUUUUAAGCUAUUUUAUGUGCCUUAUAGUCUUUAUAUAUACAUAUAUAUUUUAUAAAAAGGAUUUAUAUACAGAAUCUAACAAAUAAAAAAAUGUGAAUAUUA